UGUUGCUCUUGUGAAAGACUAAAAUGUCUGCCAAUUUUCUAAAUAAUUUCUUUUGUAAAGCAACAAAUAGCAUAAAAGUACAACGUAUUGUGAGGAAUAGUUCAACAAGUGCCAAAAAUGUGGCGUACAAAACUAAAGUUGCUCAACAAAUAAAUCGAAUCAAGAAUCAAGCUCUUUUAGGUGGUGGACUAAACAAAAUUGAUGAACAGCAUAAAAAGGGAAAACUAACAGCACGCGAGCGCCUUGAUAUAUUUCUUGAUGAUAACAGUUUUGUAGAAUACGAUUUGUUUGUAGAACACACUUGUACAAAUUUUGGAAUGGAUAAACAAAAAUUUCCAGGUGAUUCUGUAGUUACAGGUCACGGUUUGGUUAAUGGACGGCCAGUGUACGUAUUUAGUCAAGACUUUACAGUUUUUGGUGGAAGUCUUUCGAGUGUUCAUGCGAAAAAAAUUUGUAAAAUGAUGGAUAAAGCGAUAAUCAACGGUGCUCCUAUUAUUGGACUAAAUGACUGCGGUGGCGCCCGUAUACAAGAGGGCGUGGAAUCAUUAGUUGGAUAUGCUGAUAUAUUUCAGAGAAAUGUUUUGGCUUCUGGAGUUGUUCCCCAGAUAUCACUAAUUAUGGGUCCCUGCGCAGGAGGAGCUGUUUACUCACCUGCACUUACAGAUUUUGUAUUUAUGAUAGAAGAUACAUCGUUUCUUUUUGUUACAGGGCCUGAUGUCAUCAAAUCAGUUAAUAAUGAAGAUAUCACUAGGGAGGAAUUAGGUGGUGCUAGAACACAUACCACAAUAUCGGGAAAUGCACAUAGAUCAUUUAAAAAUGAUAUUGACGCUCUCCUACAGUUAAGACAUUUUUUGGGUUAUUUACCACAGUCAUGUAAUCAUCCUGCACCUAUUAGGAUUUGUGAUGAUCCUUGUGAUUUAGAUGUAUUGGCCCUCGAUUCAAUAAUCCCACUAGAACCUAGUGCCCCUUAUGAUAUGUUAGACGUAAUCCAUUGCAUAGUUGAUGAAAGAGAAUUUUUUGAAAUAAUGUCAAAUUAUGCUAAAAAUAUUGUGGUUGGUUUUGCGCGAAUGAACGGCAGACCUGUGGGCUUUGUUGGAAAUCAACCAAAAGUCGCCGCUGGUUGUUUGGAUAUUAACGCAUCUAUAAAAGCAGCCAGAUUUGUGCGUUUCUGUGAUGCAUUCAAUCUACCUAUUAUUACUUUAGUUGAUGUCCCAGGCUUUCUACCAGGAAUUUAUCAGGAACAUUCAGGAGUUAUAAGACACGGAGCGAAGUUAUUAUAUGCCUAUGCUGAAGCCACAGUUCCCAAACUUACCGUAAUUGUUAGAAAAGGUUACGGUGGAGCGUAUGAUGUUAUGUCAUCUAAGCAUCUGAGAGGAGAUGUUAAUUAUGCUUGGCCAUCCGCUGAAAUAGCUGUAAUGGGAGCUAAGGGUGCAGUAUCAAUUUUACACAGAAAUGAAAGGGAUGUUACAACAUACGUGAAUGAAUAUACAGAAAUUAACAGUCCUCUACCUGCUGCCCAAAAAGGCUUUAUCGAUGACAUUAUUGAGCCACGGACAACUAGAUGGCGACUUUGCAGAGACUUGGAAGUGCAUGAAACAAAAAAAUUACUUAACCCUCCCAAAAAACACGGCAAUAUGCCUCUGUAGUAAUUUUUUUAUAAACCAUUGUCAAUGUUAGAAUUCCCUCAAAGACCACCCUAAAAUCUUUGAUUUCAAAAUUCGGAACACCUAUAG
This is a messenger RNA of Tribolium madens (black flour beetle), 1733 nucleotides long. RefSeq names its product propionyl-CoA carboxylase beta chain, mitochondrial-like. Gene Ontology annotation, cellular component: mitochondrion. Gene Ontology annotation, molecular function: propionyl-CoA carboxylase activity. Lineage: Eukaryota; Metazoa; Arthropoda; Insecta; Coleoptera; Tenebrionidae. The record is from RefSeq and is a predicted model, not a curated record.